AUUCAGAUUUUCAUGGGUCACGAAAGCGCCUUUUUAAUCAUUAAAAAAAUAAGAGGUGGGGGGCAAGUAACAAAGCCCAGACAGCUGCCCGGUGUGGUCAGCCCAUCCCCACCAACCCCGCGCAAGAGCAGGUGGCUGGGGAAAGGCGCUCACCCCCUGGCCGAAUCUCCAAACACCUUUCACAUUUUCAUUUCAUCCCAGAGGAUCAGAGGGGAAAGACCUUCCCGGCGAAGACAGAACAGGACAACUUAACAAUGACUGGUUAUUGAUCUGUUACUAAUAAUAAGUUAAUUUACAAAUGACUUUCUAAGCUCUUAAGCUACAACCUCGGCAGAACUGGUCAGGCCUGGUCCCAUUUACAGAUGCAGACAGGGAGGCCCCGGGGGGUCGGGCGGCACCUGCAGGGACAGCUGAUGGGAACUCCUCGGGACCCAGGGGCUGGGCCGGCCGCUCACAGCCAGUGGGCGCCCGGGUCCUGCGGGGCGAGGGGAGGAGGCCGCGGCCCGGGCCUUCCGGGCGCCUUGCGGGGAGGAAACGAGCCGGGGGCGGGUUCUCAGCGAGCCCGGCCCUCGGGCGACGGAGCGCGGCUUCCCGGAGGCCGAGCGCGGCCAUGGCGCUCAUGCUGGCGGCGCUCCGCAUCCUGCUGGGCGGCUUCUUCAUGCUCACCGGGGCCGCCAAGCUCUCGCCCGUCGCGGCCCCGGUGUCGCAGCAGUUGAAAGUCCUGUUCACACGGUUUGCCGAGGUGUGCCCGCUGAAGUUGUUUGGCUACCAGCCAGAUCCCAGGAGCUACCAGACCGCCGUGGGCUGGCUGGAGCUGCUGGCUGGGGCGCUGCUGGUCGCCGGCCCACCGCUGCUGCAAGGCAUCAGUACCUUGCUCCUGAUCUUGCUCAUGAUGGGGGCCAUCUUCACUUUGGUGUCUCUGGAAGAAUCCCUGAGCACCUGCAUCCCGACCCUCGUCUGCCUGGGGCUCCUGCUGCUGCUGGAUGCCUGCCGGCUCUUAGCCCAACCCCAGCAGGCACUCAGACCCAGCAGGAAGAAGACGGCGGCUCCGCGCGCGUUCAGGGAAUCAUGGGAGUAGAGGCUCUGCCUGAUCGCGCCGUGCCACCCUCACAGCAGGAACAUGGGACAGAGUCUGCUCCUUGUUACAAAUAUGCCCAAGGCCACUGGUGUGGAAAGAGACAUCUCGUCUACCUGGCCCUGCACACUUGAACUUUACUGUUCUCUGUGGAGUACAUGUUACAUGGACUCACAUUCCUCUUGUCACGUGAAACAAGCACCCCGAAUAACCACCUUAAAUCCCUUGGUAUAACUGUACCGUUCAACUUUUUUCCUGUGCCUUUAUACAGAUAGGUAUUUUUUUAAGGAAGGUGAAGCCAUUAUAUCCCACUUCAUUAUCCACUUUUAAAGCCUAAUACACUGCUACUGCA
Molecule: messenger RNA, 1427 nt
Organism: Oryctolagus cuniculus (rabbit)
Lineage: Eukaryota; Metazoa; Chordata; Mammalia; Lagomorpha; Leporidae
Gene: TMEM35B
Product: transmembrane protein 35B
Source: RefSeq, a predicted model, not a curated record